GGGGCUGCCGGUAAGUGAGGAGAGGGUGGUUACUGCCAAGGGAGGGAUGCCGAGGUGGCGCCGGAACCUUGGCCUGACGUCCCGGCGCCGAGCCAUGAGGGUCCAGCUCGGAACCGGACUCAAUGUUCUCUGAGCACUAGCACCACGAGGGACCCGGAGGCUGCGGCGGUGCCGCCCACCCUGUCUGUCAUCGUUUCCCACCACCUGGGCCCUGUAGGAUCGCCAGCAGUCCCCUACACAAACUGUAAAGUUCUUGGUGCCCAUUUCAUAGAGUCCUGUCUCAACUGCUGAACACACUUCUCACACGCCAGCUGCAGGCCUAGGUCCUAGAAGAUGGCAGACAUGCCCAGUGGCGAGUCCUGCACCUCUCCACUGGAGCUCUUCAACAGCAUAGCUGCUCAAGGGGAGCUCGUGAGGUCCCUCAAAGCUGGAAAUGCACCAAAAGAUGAGAUUGAGUCUGCAGUAAAGAUGUUGUUGUCAUUAAAAAUGAACUAUAAGACUGCCAUGGGGGAGGAAUACAAGGCUGGCUGCCCUCCUGGGAAUUCAACAGCUGGGAGUAAUGGUGACCCAGAUGCCACAAAAGCCAGCGAGGAUUUUGUGGAUCCAUGGACGGUGCGGACAAGCAGCGCAAAAGGCAUCGACUACGACAAACUCAUUGUUCAGUUUGGAAGCAGCAAAAUUGACAAGGAGCUGAUAAACCGAAUCGAGCGAGCCACGGGCCAAAGGCCACACCGCUUCCUGCGCCGGGGCAUCUUCUUCUCCCACCGAGAUAUGAAUCAAAUUCUGGAUGCCUAUGAAAAUAAGAAGCCAUUUUACCUGUACACAGGCAGGGGCCCCUCCUCCGAAGCAAUGCAUCUGGGUCAUCUCGUCCCAUUUAUUUUCACAAAGUGGCUGCAGGAUGUGUUCGAUGUGCCUCUGGUCAUCCAGAUGUCUGAUGAUGAGAAGUACCUGUGGAAGGACUUGACUCUGGAACAGGCAUACAGCUACACCGUGGAAAAUGCCAAGGACAUCAUUGCCUGUGGCUUUGACGUCAACAAAACGUUCAUCUUCUCUGAUCUUGAGUAUAUGGGGCAGAGCCCAGGCUUCUACAAGAACGUGGUGAAGAUUCAGAAGCAUGUCACCUUCAACCAAGUGAAAGGCAUCUUUGGCUUCACUGACAGUGACUGCAUUGGGAAGAUCAGUUUUCCUGCUGUUCAGGCUGCCCCAUCAUUCAGCAACUCUUUCCCGAAGAUCUUCCGAGACAGGACGGAUAUCCAGUGCCUCAUCCCAUGUGCCAUUGACCAGGACCCGUACUUCAGAAUGACAAGGGAUGUGGCCCCCAGAAUCGGCCAUCCUAAGCCUGCCCUGCUGCACUCGACCUUCUUCCCUGCUUUGCAGGGUGCUCAGACCAAGAUGAGCGCCAGUGACCCCAACUCCUCCAUCUUCCUCACCGACACGGCCAAGCAGAUCAAGAGCAAGGUCAACAAGCAUGCAUUUUCUGGAGGAAGGGACACCGUGGAGGAACACAGGCAGUUUGGGGGCAACUGUGAAGUAGACGUGUCCUUCAUGUAUCUGACCUUCUUCCUUGAAGAUGACGACAGUCUGGAGCAGAUCAGAAAGGAUUACACUAGCGGAGCCAUGCUCACUGGGGAGCUCAAGAAGACGCUCAUAGAUGUCCUUCAGCCCCUGAUUGCAGAGCACCAGGCCCGACGCAAGGCGGUCACCGAGGAAACAGUGAAGGAGUUCAUGGCACCCCGACAGCUGUCCUUUCACUUCCAGUAAUGCCUCUUUUCUGUGACAAACCUGUCCGUAAUCCCACCCUGUCAAAUCAAGUCACACUCCCUAUAGGCUUCCGUCACGUGGUAAUUCCUGGACCUGGGUCUCUAUGCACUUGUGCAGCAUUCUGGACGCUGUUUCUUCUGUGAUGUCUCCGUCUGUUUUCUGCUAAGGGUGAUCAGGUGAUGCUAAUGUCGUGUGGUCAGAUGGAAGCCCAGCCCAGAAUCUCUCCCACAAAGAGCCCAGAUGUGCUGCCUCCCUGGCCCACAUAGGACUGUCUGCCUAGCAGCCUAGGGCUCCAAAACAAACUCUAAAAUGUAUUCCAGUGUGUGUGUUCAGCUGGUCUUGGUGGUACACACUUUAUAGUCUCUGUACUCAGGAGGCUAAGACACAAGAUCUGAGCCACCCUGGGCUACUAGCAUGAUCCUGUAGUAAUCUGUUUAAUUCUGGUUCUGUGGAGUCAGAAUGUCAUUAUUGUAAAACUGAAAACUGUUGUGAAAAACUGACAAGGAGACAUGUGGUGGGAAAUGCCACUGCUCCAGCCACACCACACACACACACACACACACACCACACACACUCACACCACACACACAUACCACAUACACACACACACACACACACACACACACACACACACACGUGUAAUAUGGACAGGCUUUGCUUUAUACCUGACUAGGAAGUCAUCAGCUUUGUCCUGGAGGAGUAGCUCAGCAGUAGAGCACUCGCCUAACAUGCAUGACACCCUGGGUUCAGUCUCCUGCACCACAAAGCUGGGUGGAUAAUUCAGCUUUAUGCUUUAACACUGAUUAUGGAGCAGGCUGGGUCACUUCUACUAACCCAAAUCUUGUGGGAGAGACUUGAGGCUGAAGUAACUAAACUCCAGAUCACACGUGCUGUCCACUCCAGAAUCGUGCUUGUUACCCUUAGUGUCCUAACUUUCCCACAGAUGGCCCAGACUCCACCUUGUCAAGCCCAGUGGUGGCUUCUCCCAACCACCAGACUCUAAGGACGGUCUGUUACCUUUGCAGAUGCUUUUGCUUUGACACUUGACUGAAGUGGAGGGCAGGCCAGAAGUGUGCUGGCCAUGCCUCAGGCCGGUGGACCAUAGCUAGACAGACAGAAGAACAGCAGCUGUCCAGGCCCCAGUGCUCUCCCUCUGGGGUGGCUGCAUGUAUGAGCCGCCCUCAGAGUCUUGGAAAGCAGAGGCCAUAUCUCAGGGAAAGCCCUGGUUGAAGGGUCUGUCCUCUCUGAAGGCACAAGGGCCGCUCGCUCUGAGUGUUCUGACCUUGCACCAUUUUCAGGCAAGAAAUAAUAAACUGUUGUGCUCCCGUC
This is a messenger RNA of Rattus norvegicus (Norway rat), 3090 nucleotides long. Lineage: Eukaryota; Metazoa; Chordata; Mammalia; Rodentia; Muridae. The record is from RefSeq and is a predicted model, not a curated record.